Toxorhynchites rutilus septentrionalis is the source of this 2626-nucleotide messenger RNA. RefSeq names its product guanine nucleotide-binding protein subunit beta-1-like. Gene Ontology annotation, molecular function: protein binding; signaling receptor complex adaptor activity. Gene Ontology annotation, biological process: G protein-coupled receptor signaling pathway. Gene Ontology annotation, cellular component: heterotrimeric G-protein complex; cytoplasm. The transcript has 2 exons. Bases 766 to 1788 code for a protein of 340 amino acids. Lineage: Eukaryota; Metazoa; Arthropoda; Insecta; Diptera; Culicidae. The record is from RefSeq and is a predicted model, not a curated record.
GUAUUUUUAUGUAUUUAUCGCUUCCAUACAUCGUUGAGGUUCAUUCUGCCUGUUGAGUUGAGCAUUGUGUGUGCGUGAGAUCAUCCACUUUUUCUCAUCGUCGCCACUUUACACUCUAAUGGAAGCAGUCUAAUUGAAUGCAAAUAGGCAACCGCGAACGUCGGUCGGAAAGAAUAAUUCGAUAAAUUUGGUGCAAUUUUAUGCUGUAUGUGGUGUGUUGUGUUCCAUGUCAGAUAUUGUGUAAGUUUUUCGGAAUUCCAGGCAAGUGGUUGGAGCUUGGACCCUUAGGAACGAUCGAAUUCGGUGGGCCAAAUUCUGACGGAAAUCUCCUGGAAUUUUGCUUACACACGAUCAUCGAACAAGGGCAACCGAAUACGGAACGUAACGGGGAGCGGAGUGGUAGAGAAAACUCGAGAGGAGAGCAGAUCGGAAACAUCAAUGAUGAGACGUCACUGACUUACAAACAAGACUGCUAUUCCAUGGUGAUGACGAUGAUGAUAAUGAUUGCGAUCGAGUGAAAAAUAUACCAUCAAUUUAAUGAAGUAAUAACGAAACUCGGUGAUCAUUCUCGCUAUGUGAUAUUUGUGUUUGUGGAUUUUUCUAGCGCUCGAUUGGAAUUGUUAACUAUCGUCUACACUUCUAAUGAAUGUAAUUUAAAUAAAACAGGUGUCAAGCUCACUAACUGGCCGUUUACUGAAAAGUGGUAUAGUGUAUAAAAACUAUAGUAAUUAGUGAUAUAAAUUGUGUGUUGAGAAAAAUUCAAAUAUGAAUGAAAUCGAAGCUCUAAGAAUAGAGGCGGAGCAGUUGAAAAAUGCCAUUCGGGAUGCGCGGAAAGCCGUCUGUGAUACUUCGAUUCUGCAGGCGACCAAUCAUCUGGAAGCAGUUGGACGAAUUCAGCUCCGAACCAGACGCACCCUGCGAGGACAUUUAGCCAAAAUUUAUGCCAUGCAUUGGGGGAGCGAUUCGCGAUAUUUAGUGUCCGCCUCACAGGAUGGCAAAUUAAUUGUGUGGGAUUCUCAUACCACCAACAAGGUUCAUGCAAUACCACUGAGAUCUUCUUGGGUAAUGACAUGUGCUUACGCCCCGUCUGGUAAUUAUGUAGCCUGUGGCGGUCUAGACAACAUCUGUUCAAUCUACAACCUUAAAACACGCGAAGGCAACGUUCGAAUCGCACGAGAGCUCGGAGGACACACCGGAUAUCUAUCCUGUUGUCGUUUCCUCGAUGAUAACCAAAUCGUCACUAGUUCCGGUGAUAUGUCCUGCGCUCUUUGGGAUAUAGAAACGGGUCAACAGGCAACAUCUUUCCAGGGUCACACCGGCGAUGUGAUGGCCCUUUCGUUAGCACCACAGGGCAAGACAUUCGUUUCUGGAGCAUGUGAUGCUACUGCCAAACUGUGGGACAUUCGGGACGGUCAGUGCAAGCAAACAUUCCCUGGACACGAGAGUGAUAUCAAUGCGGUGGCGUUCUUCCCCAAUGGUCAGGCAUUCGCAACGGGCUCGGAUGACGCUACCUGUCGUCUGUUCGAUAUUCGUGCGGAUCAGGAGCUGGCAAUGUAUUCGCACGACAACAUUAUCUGCGGAAUUACUUCGGUAGCGUUCUCAAAAUCCGGUCGAUUGCUGUUGGCCGGGUAUGAUGACUUCAACUGCAACGUGUGGGACACGAUGAAGGCCGAGCGAGCCGGCAUCCUGGCGGGACACGAUAACCGCGUGUCUUGUUUAGGUGUUACCGACAACGGAAUGGCUGUCGCCACCGGAUCGUGGGAUUCCUUCCUGCGUGUUUGGAACUAGGUCUCGUAAGUGGAAUCUAACCGAAAUGAUGUAUCGAAGGAUGAGCGCACAAUAUGGAAACGAGCUUACAACAACGAACCAAAUCGCUGAGUGGAAAGAACACGCAAUUGCAUCUAUGUUGUGUGCCUUGAUCCGCAUGAUCCGUACAACAGUCCGGUCGAAGCAAACUCCGCCGAUGUUAGCAUGUUCCAGAAGAAAAGAGAAGAUGAUAGUGCGAAUAUUCUUCGGAAGCAGCUCACGUAAGCCAAAAGUUAUUAAUAAUAACAAGUGCCUUCAAAUUGUUAUAAUCGCACCAGAUUAAUCACCAUUCAUAUUCAGUAAUUUAUACGAAAACAAUUUUCCCGGUAGCAAUUAUUAGUAACUAAUGUAUUGUACGAACACACAUCAAUAGCGUGGCAAAGAAAAAAAACGAUAAUUUUUAAGUGGUACCAAUUAGCUAUUGUUUAUCUGUCAUUCUUAAUAGAAUUUCAUUAAAUUACCCGCUAUCUGUAUAAGUUUUAUGCAUUCGCAAGAGAUAAAAAGUACACAUUUAUUUUAAUAUACUAUUUCGAUCUAUUUGAUGGGCUCGCUUUGUUUCACUAGUGUUAAGCAUAAUGGAACGGCCUAAUAGAUAAACGCGCACACAGUUGUCCGGAACGAUCGAAACCAAUUAUUGUCUUUUCCACAAAUCCAGAGCAUCCAGCUAUAGAAACAUUGUUCUGUUUGAACUAGAUGAUGGAGCGAAACAACAAGAGAAAUAUUGAUUCAAAAUUUGACCAGUUAUCCAGUUACACGUAUAAGUAGAUUGUGAAAAGAAGUUUUUAACUAUUUGAUAAUAUAUUCUUAGGUUGGAAAAAUG